CUAUUGGUAAUAGACAUUAUGCACGUCAUGGUCAUCGUUCUCUCAGGUUUGGAAUGCGUUAUUAUGUGAAGUCCAAUCAUGAAGUAUGGCUCGAUGGCAAUGAUUGUGAUUACAUGGAUUGUGAUUCAUCGGGCGGGGAUUGCGGAAGUGAAACUCCUGAAUCAUCUGGUGGGAAUUGUGACGCCUCUUAUAAUGAUUUGGUAAGCGAUGAUGAUCGCUGUUUUAAUGCUGAAUGUGAUGAACAUGGUGGAUCUGACAGUGAUGAAAGUCUAAGCGAUGAAGGGGUUGACGAUGAUUCCGCUGCAGAUAAUGCCACUACGGAAGGGUUUCUUAGUGGAGGUGAUGUUUCUGCCUCUGAGACACCUUCUAUUGCUGUUUCACGCUCGGACUGGUAUUAUAUUAGUUGUAACCGAUGUGAUAAGAAAGUUGAGCCAUGUGAGGACGUUUCCGGUUAUGAUGGACAUCCCCUUUUCGAUUGCUUAGAAUGUAAGAAAGAUGUUUCGGACGUUGCUGCACGAUACCGUAUUAUCGUACACGUCUCGGAUUUGAAUGGAGAUAAGGCUCGGUUCAUGCUCUUUGAUAGCGUCGCUGAAAUUGUUCUUGGGAUAUCAGCACCUGAU
This is a messenger RNA of Thlaspi arvense, 620 nucleotides long. Lineage: Eukaryota; Viridiplantae; Streptophyta; Magnoliopsida; Brassicales; Brassicaceae. The record is from the annotation of a GenBank genome assembly.